AUGGGCUGCAUUUUAGAGGAGAUAGACCUUUGGAUAUGGACCCCUCAAAGCCGUUGUUGUGCCUCUGAUAGCCUUUUCUCCCGCUACGCCCCCCAUCCCCCGGCGCGGAAGACAUCAACCCAUAAGAAGUCCAUCAUUGCUGGAUCUUUACCUGCUAUUCUGGCCCAGAUGUACCUCGACGACAAGGUCAAGUCGCCUGGACUUCGCCACUUAUUUGUCGCUUCGAUGGCGACGUUUUAUGGCAGCCCAACUUUGGAAGUUGAUAGAGUUUUUCUCUUCUCCUUACAGACGAAGUUCAGGCCUGGCGACGUGGCCAGAAGAUGUGCUUUCAAAAAGGCGGAGAAAUAA
Protopolystoma xenopodis is the source of this 348-nucleotide messenger RNA. The record is from the annotation of a GenBank genome assembly. NCBI's taxonomy places the organism in Eukaryota, Metazoa, Platyhelminthes, Monogenea, Polystomatidea, Polystomatidae.